Molecule: messenger RNA, 1326 nt
Organism: Rodentolepis nana
Lineage: Eukaryota; Metazoa; Platyhelminthes; Cestoda; Cyclophyllidea; Hymenolepididae
Source: the annotation of a GenBank genome assembly
AUGGAUUCCUCAUCUUUGUUUCCACACACAAAGCAAGAUAAUGACACGGAAGACCUUAAUCCAGUUCCAGAGAGAAGGAGAUGGUUCAUGCUCGCUAUUUUCUCAGUAAUAACAUCCCUCAAUGCUUACCAAUGGAUGCAUAUUGGCAUUGUUAUGCCCAGCACAAUUUACUUCUGGAAUGGAUCUCUACCAAGCUCCAAACAGGGACAAGAAGAUGCAAUUUCUUGGCUUUCCAUGAUCUAUAUGCUAAUGUACAUUCCUAUGGUGGUGCCUGGUACAUGGGUACUCAAUCGAUAUGGUCUGCGAGUGGCUCUAAUAACUGGAGCAGGACUCAAUGCCCUUGGAGCUUGUAUAAAGUGUGUUUCCAUGGAGCUGUCGCAGCCCCAUGGUGUUGAAACAGUUGGAGCACUAUCUUCUUUUCCCAUUCUGAUGUUGGGACAGUGUAUCUGUGCGUUGGCCCAAGUAUUCACUCUGGGAAUGCCUGCUCAACUGGCUGCCACGUGGUUCGGUGAGUCGGAAGUUGCACUGGCCACUUCCAUUGGGGUGUUUUCUAAUCAGAUAGGCGAAUGCCUCUGUGGCGAAUACAAUGUUUUCAAAGAGAGACCAAAAACACCACCAAGCCGAGCUCAACUUAAAAGAGUUCCUCAAUUUGAAAUGGUUGACACCGGUGAUGCAAAACUUAGUUCAUAUUCAAACUCAGAUAUCGACAAUCCUGAUGUGACUACAGAGGUAGCAGUAAUGAAACGAAAUUUCUUCCAUCAAGUGUUCUGCUGCUUUAAGAACCUCAGUUUUGUUCUCCUUAUGAUUUGUUACGGUGUGAACACUGGUGUUUACUACGAAAUUGGAACACUUUUAAGCCCAAUGGUUACAAAUUUCUUCCCCGAUGAGCAUAUAACCAUUGGUUGGAUUGGUUUCACAAUGAUAAUCGCUGGGCUAUUUGGAUCAAUAGUAGCUGGAAUUAUAUUAAGGAAUACGGGUCAGUACAGACGAGUAUUCGUGGCAUUUUAUUUUUUGAGUGUGAUCAGUUGGUGCACAUUUAUGGGAAGCCUCUACAGUCCACACAUCUCAGCCCUCUUCUUCACUGUGAGUCUGCUUGGGUUUUUCCAAUCCGGUUUCCUUCCACUUGGAUUUGAGUUUGCUGCUGAGAUUACUUAUCCCAUUGAUGAGGCUAUUACGUCAGGUUUACUAAAUACCUCCGCGCAGGUAUUCGGUAUCGCGCUUACCUAUUCGUCAAUUGCGUUGCUGCAUUCUUUCGGGCCAUUGGUGACUAACAUCUUCGCUUUGGUUUGUCUUCUUGUCACUGCACUUCCCGCAUGUGAGUCUUAG